Brassica oleracea var. oleracea is the source of this 651-nucleotide messenger RNA. RefSeq lists its product as uncharacterized. The record is from RefSeq and is a predicted model, not a curated record. The transcript has a single exon. The coding region runs from base 1 to 651 and encodes 216 amino acids. Gene Ontology annotation, molecular function: nucleic acid binding. Lineage: Eukaryota; Viridiplantae; Streptophyta; Magnoliopsida; Brassicales; Brassicaceae.
AUGGGUUUGGGCAUUGCUACUUCGACAUUACAUAAACGUGUCAAAGAAGGUAUCCUUCGACGCCAUUUUAAUGCUAUCAAACCAGGUUUAAGUGAUGAGAAUAUGAGAGCUAGAUUGAAGUUCUGUUUGUCUAUGUUGGAAAAGGACUCUUUGGCUCAUGAACCAAAAUUUGUUGAUAUGUAUAAUAGUGUACAUAUUGACGAAAAAUGGUUUUACAUGACAAAGAAAACAGAGAAGUAUUAUGUGGUUCCCGAGGAAGAGGUGCCUCAUCGUACAUGUCAAAGUAAGAACCACAUUACGAAAGUUAUGUUUUUAGCGGCGAUGGCUCGACCAAGAUUUGACUAUGAAGGAAAUGAGACAUUUUCUGGAAAAAUAGGAAUAUUUCCUUUUGUCACCCUCCAACCAGCUCAAAGGCGAAGUAAAAACCGAGAAGCCGGAACUUUAGAGCGAAAAGCAUUAACCUCCGUCAAAAGAGAAGAUAUAAAAGCGUAUUUGAUUGAAAAGGUUAUUCCGAUAAUUCAUGAAAGAUGGCCAAUUGAAGAUCGGGAGAAUACUAUUUUCAUUCACCAAGACAAUGCUAGGACGCAUGUUGGAUGCGAUGAUAAAGUGUUUCAAGAAGCUGCGUCUAAAAACGGUUUUGAUAUACGUUAA